AUGGCGAGCGAAGGCAAACAAGUUGUUCAGCUAACAGGUGAUGGAGAAGGAGGAGGAGGAGGAGGAGGAGCGGGAAAAGAAGGAAAUGCUGCUGGAGGGGGGAGCGUGCUGCAGCCGCUGAAUCCAGGAAUCCCCAUCCGAGGCAUCCGGAUGAAAUUUGCUGUGCUGACAGGACUGGUGGAAGUCGGUGAAGUAUCCAACAGAGACAUAGUGGAGACUGUGUUCAAUCUGCUUGUUGGUGGCCGUUUUGACUUGGAAAUGAACUUCAUCAUCCAAGAAGGAGAGGGAGUUACGUGCAUGGUAGACUUGCUGGAUAAGUGUGACACCACGUGCCAGGCUGAGGUGUGGAGCAUGUUUACAGCCAUCUUGAAGAAAAGCAUUCGCAACCUGCAGGCGUGCGCAGAGGUGGGCCUGGUUGAGCAAGUGCUCAAGAGGAUUGAUAGAGCUGACAGUAUGAUUGCAGAUCUCCUAGUGGAUAUGCUGGGUGUUUUAGCUACCUAUAACUUGACAGUUCGAGAGCUMAAGUUAUUCUUCAGCAAACUUCAAGGAGAAAAGGGAAGAUGGCCACCRCAUGCUGGGAAGCUGUUGUCUGUAUUAAAACACAUGCCUCAGAAGUAUGGGCCUGAUGCCUUCUUCAACUUUCCAGGGAAAAGYGCUGCAGGUAUUGCCUUACCUCCUAUAGCCAAGUGGCCCUACCAGAAUGGAUUCACUUUUCAUACUUGGCUAAGAAUGGAUCCUGUAAAUAAUAUCAAUGUGGAUAAGGAUAAACCUUACUUAUAUUGUUUUCGAACAAACAAAGGACUUGGUUAUUCUGCACACUUUGUUGGAGGCUGCUUGGUUGUAACAUCCAUAAAAUCAAAGGGAAAAGGUUUCCAGCAUUGUGUAAAAUUUGAUUUCAAGCCACAAAAGUGGUAUAUGGUUACUAUCGUGCACAUAUACAACCGCUGGAAGAAUAGUGAACUUCGAUGUUAUGUGAAUGGGGAACUGGCAUCGUAUGGAGAAAUAACGUGGUUUGUCAACACCAGUGAUACAUUUGACAAAUGUUUCCUGGGUUCUUCAGAAACAGCAGAUGCCAAUCGUGUGUUUUGUGGGCAGAUGACAUCUGUUUACCUUUUCAGCGAGGCUCUCAAUGCUGCCCAGAUCUUUGCCAUUUAUCAGCUUGGUCUGGGAUAUAAGGGAACAUUCAAAUUCAAGGCAGAAAGUGAUCUUUUCCUUGCUGAACAUCACAAAUUGUUGCUGUAUGAUGGCAAGCUAUCCAGCGCUAUCGCUUUUAUGUACAACCCAAGGGCUACAGAUGCACAGCUCUGUCUAGAGUCAUCUCCUAAGGAUAAUGCUUCUAUUUUUGUUCAUUCACCACAUGCCCUCAUGCUGCAGGAUGUGAAGGCAGUCUUAACACAUUCUAUCCAAAGUGCCAUGCACUCCAUUGGAGGAGUGCAGGUGCUUUUCCCUCUGUUUGCACAGUUAGACUAUAGGCAAUAUUCAUCAGACCAUAUUGACACAACUGUUUGUUCUACUUUGCUGGCUUUCAUCAUGGAGUUGUUGAAGAACUCCAUUGCUAUGCAAGAGCAGAUGCUUUCCUGUAAGGGCUUCCUUGUGAUAGGAUAUAGCCUAGAAAAGUCUUCCAAAGCCCAUGUUACACGAGCUGUGCUAGAACUAUGCCUUGCCUUUUCCAAGUACCUGAGCAACUUGCACAAUGGAGUGCCCUUGCUGAAGCAGCUGUGUGAUCAUGUUCUUCUUAACCCUGCAAUAUGGAUUCAUAUUCCAGCAAAGGUUCAGCUGAUCCUGUAUACCUACCUGUCUACUGAAUUCAUUGGCACUGUUAACAUAUACAAUGCAAUCCGGCGAGUUGGGACUGUUCUUCUGGUCAUGCAUACCCUAAAGUAUUACUACUGGGUAGUGAAUCCUCAGGAUCGCAGCGGUAUUACUCCUAAAGGUUUAGAUGGGCCACGACCUAAUCAAAAGGAGAUUUUAUCUCUGAGGGCAUUUUUAUUGAUGUUCAUUAAACAGCUAGUGAUGAAGGACUAUGGAAUAAAAGAGGAUGAAUUGCAGGCUAUUCUGAAUUAUUUGCUCACUAUCCAUGAGGAUGACAAUCUAAUGGAUGUCUUGCAAUUGCUUGUUGCUCUAAUGUCAGAGCAUCCCAGUUCUUUGAUCCCUGCUUUCGACAAGAGGAAUGGAUUACGGGUUGUCUACAAGCUUUUAGCAUCAAAAAGUGAAGGCAUCAGGGUGCAAGCUCUAAAAGUGAUGGGAUAUUUCUUAAAACAUCUUCCUCCAAAGAGAAAAGCUGAAGUCAUGCUUGGACAUGGAUUGUUCUCUUUGUUGGCUGAAAGGCUGAUGCUUCAGACAAGCUUAAUCACAAUGACCACAUACAAUGUCCUAUUUGAGAUUCUGACUGAGCAGAUUUGCACUCAAGUGAUACAUAAACAACAUCCUGACCCAGAUUCAACACUGAAGAUACARAAUCCUCAGAUAUUAAAAGUUAUUGCAAUCCUGCUACGCAACUCUCCCCAGUGUCCAGAAACUCUGGAGGUUCGACGAGCCUUUCUCUCAGAUAUGAUUAAACUUUUUAAUAACAGCAGAGAAAAUAGGAGGAGUUUGUUGCAGUGCUCUGUCUGGCAGGAGUGGAUGCUUUCCCUUUGCUGCUUUAAUCCUAAGACUUCUGAGGAACAGAAGAUAACUGAAAUGGUCUAUGCCAUAUUUCGAAUUUUGCUCUACCAUGCAAUCAAAUAUGAAUGGGGCGGCUGGCGUGUUUGGGUGGAUACCCUGUCAAUAACGCAUUCAAAGGUAACUUUUGAAAUGCACAAAGAGAAUCUCUCUCAAAUGUACAGAGAAUAUCAAGAGAAAGGAGGUGAAGGGAGUGCAAUAAGCCCUUCAGCUCCCAUUAGAACGGUCUCUGGAGUUAGCAAGGAAGCUGAAACUGUAGGAAAACUACCUCGUUUGGAGUUAAAAGAAGCUGCUGCUGCUGCUCCAUCCUGUAUUCUUGAAGAUGAUGUGGAGUGCAGUACUGAAAAAAAUGUAUCYGAGCCUUCAUCGGAUGGUGACCAACACGUUCAUUCGGUCUCUCAUCAAAGGAAGGAAUUGGAGGGGGAAGGUGGAGAGAGUGCCCCCAAUUUGGAAGCAGUGUCAUGCUCAGAAUUGUUUCCAGAGSCUGGAGCAAUAAAGCCCACUGUUUCAGAAAUUAGUACUGGAAUAGCUGAAGCAAUUGAAGAUUCCCCAAGCCAAGCACAGGAACUUGUGCAGGAAAAAACAGCUGUUGGUGAUGCUUCUUUAGGGGAGCAAACUGAAUUGGAAGGAGAAACUCUUGAAAAUCCAGAAGGAGUGGGAAAAUCAACACUAGAUGUGGAAGAGGAAGAUGGCUUUGUUGAUUUGAAAGAGGAAAGUAGCUUACCUUUACCACUAGAAGAGGUAGCAGAAACAGCUGAAGAAUGUAUUAGUCAUGAAAAUCAAGGAUCAAAGCAAGAUGAAGUCAUUGAGAAAGAAGCUGAAUCUGUGCUUUUAAAAUCCAAAGAUGCUGACGAUAUAGAUAGGAAAAAGCAACRAAUUGCUUCCUUAUCGGAAACAGCAAGUUCUGCAGUUCAAGAAGUAGCAACUCAGAUGCAUUCAGAAGGGGAAAAGAAGCUGGAGGAAGAAAAGAUUCUUUUCACUGAACCCAGAACAGCUGAAGUGGAUGCCAGUGUACAUGUACCAGAGCUUGCUGGAGCCUCUGCGAAAAGAAUUGCCAAGCUUGAUGUUUCUAGCGUUGCAUCAGAUACAGAAAAACUGGAAUUGAAAGCCAGUACAAGUCUAGAAGCACCUUUGCCCCCCAGACCCCUACCUGAGACUUCAAGGCAGCAAGAUUCUUCAGGUCAAGAACUAGCAACUACAUCGGAUGGGCAAAAGAGAGACUCCAGGUCUACUGUGUUCCGUAUUCCUGAGUUUAAGUGGUCCCUGAUGCAUCAGCGCUUGCUCACAGACUUGCUCUUCUCCAUAGAAACAGAUAUACAGAUGUGGAGAAGCCAUUCUACAAAAACUGUGAUGGACUUUGUGAAUAGCAGUGACAAUGGCAUAUUUGUACACAACACAAUUCACCUCAUCUCUCAAGUAAUGGACAACAUGAUUAUGGCUUGUGGUGGCAUAUUGCCCUUGCUUUCUGCUGCUACAUCUGCUACGCAUGAAUUGGAGCAUAUUGAGCCAACUCAGGGACUUUCAGUAGAAGCGUCUUUAGCGUUUCUCCAGAGGCUAAUCAACCUUGUGGAUGUGUUAGUUUUUGCAAGCUCCCUUGUUUUCACUGAUAUUGAGUCUGAGAAAAAUAUGUCAUCUGGAGGAAUUCUGCGGCAGUGUCUCCGUCUGGUAUGUGCAGUAGCAGUAAGAAAUUGCUUGGAGUGCCAGCAGUAUGCACAGAUGAAACCUACUGGAGACACUGUCAAGAACCAAAAAAUGAUGCAGAGUCUUACAGGAGCAGGAAGAUCUGCAGCAAAGAGUCCAGUGGACGUUGUGACUGGUGGAAUUUCUCCAAUACGAGACCAUGACAGACUUCUGCAGGAUAUGGAUAUUAAUCGACUUCGAGCAGUGGUGUUCAGAGACAUAGAGGAUAGUAAACAGGCUCAAUUUUUGGCUUUGGCUGUAGUAUAUUUCAUUUCUGUGCUGAUGGUCUCAAAAUACAGAGAUAUACUGGAACCCCAGAAUGAAAGGAGACCACCUAUUCAUAGCCAGUCAUUCAAGGCAUCAGAGAAUGGAAGUAAUGAAACUACUGUUUCUACUGCAGUUGUAGAAAACCCAUCUACUGCUCUCGAUGCUUCAUCUUCAGUCUUCACUGAAGAUUUUGAAAGUACAGCAUCUGUACGAAGAAGGGACUCGGGUCUCGGAGAGGAACCAGCUUCGAGUCAAGCAAACAGCUCAGACAGUGCUGUUGAAGAACCUCCGAAAGUCAUUCCAGGUCCAGAUGCUAUCAGUGAGGUACUAUCCACACUCUCGUUGGAAGUAAAUAAAUCUCAGGAGGGCAGAAGCGACGCAGAAACUAAUGACAGUAAGGGUGCAGCUUCUGUGCCAACUGCAAAAAAUGUCAACGUGAAGGACAUUCUGCGAAGCCUGGUGAGCACACCAGCUGAUGGGGCGGCCGUGGAUCCUGCUCUUCUGCCAGCAGCCUUCCUUGGAGUUCUGGGCGAUGCAGCUGCUGAGCAACCUGUGCAGUUCCAUUCCUUUGACAGGAGUGUGGUUGUACAGCCGAAGAAAUCAACCAUAUCCUCUUCUACGGCUCCUAUGAGUAUUCCUGCAAAUGCUGUCAGUGUGGUUUCUUCGCUAGACUCAUCCCAGGCCCUGGAUUUGGCAGGAGAAUCUCCUGGGAGAGGAUCAUCUAAUUCCAAAUUGCCUGCAGUUCCUGCAGUUUCUUCAGUGCCUGAGGAUUCUGCCUCAAAUAUGAGUAUUACAGACAGACUUGAACAUGCUUUGGAAAAAACUGCCCCACUUUUGAGAGAGAUUUUUGUGGAUUUUGCUCCCUUUCUUUCUCGAACUCUUUUGGGCAGCCAUGGUCAGGAGUUGCUGAUAGAAGGUACAAGUCUUGUGUGCAUGAAAUCCAGUAGUUCAGUUGUGGAGUUGGUGAUGCUUCUUUGCUCUCAGGAGUGGCAGAACUCCAUACAAAAGAAUGCUGGCCUUGCCUUUAUUGAGCUGGUCAAUGAGGGAAGGUUACUGAGUCAAACUAUGAAGGACCAUUUAGUAAGAGUGGCUAAUGAAGCAGAGUUUAUCCUGAGCAGACAGCGAGCAGAGGACAUUCACCGGCAUGCUGAAUUUGAGUCACUGUGUGCCCAGUAUUCAGCAGACAAACGAGAAGAAGAAAAAAUGUGUGAUCACUUGAUAAGGGCAGCCAAGUAUCGAGACCACGUGACUGCAACUCAACUAAUCCAGAAAAUUAUCAACAUUUUGACAGACAAGCAUGGAGCCUGGGGAAGCUCUGCACCAAGUCGUCCUCGUGAGUUCUGGCGCCUCGACUACUGGGAAGAUGACUUGCGGCGCCGGCGACGAUUUGUGCGCAACCCCCUCGGAUCGACACAUCCUGAAGCGACACUAAAAGCAGCUGGAGAACAUGCUCUGGAUGAAGAUGUGCUUGUUAAAGGAAAACAGUCAAUCAAGAGCCAAGUUUUAGGAAAUCAGAACUCAGAAAGCGAGAUUCUCUUGGAUGGUGACGACGAUACCCUGUCAUCCCUUGASGAUAAAGAUUUGGACAACUUCACAGGUCCGGUUAACCUGAGUGCGCCAGCGCAGCUUGUGGCACCCUCGGUUGUAGUGAAAGGCACUCUUUCCAUCACUUCCUCUGAGGUCUACUUUGAGGUGGAUGAAGAAGAUCCCAGUUUUAAGAAAAUCGACCCGAAGAUUCUAGCAUAUACAGAAGGACUGCAUGGAAAAUGGCUCUUUUCAGAGAUUCGGUCUGUCUUUUCACGACGUUAUCUCUUGCAGAAUACGGCAUUAGAGAUCUUCAUGGCAAACAGAGUGUCUGUGAUGUUCAACUUUCCUGACCAAGCAACAGUAAAGAAAGUGGUUAACUGUCUACCUCCAGUUGGCGUUGGUACAAGUUUUGGACUACCUCAGACCAGGCGCAUUUCUUUGGCUAGUCCACGACAGCUUUUCAAAGCUUCCAAUAUGACCCAGCGUUGGCAGCACCGAGAAAUUUCCAACUUUGAAUAUCUGAUGUUUCUAAACACUAUAGCAGGUCGUACUUACAAUGACUUAAAUCAGUAYCCUGUCUUCCCUUGGGUCAUCACCAACUAUGAAUCAGAGGAGUUGGAUCUUACACUUCCUAGCAACUUCAGGGAUUUGUCAAAGCCUAUUGGAGCUUUGAACCCAAAGAGAGCAGCAUUCUUUGCUGAGCGAUAUGAAUCCUGGGAAGAUGAUCAAAUUCCAAAGUUUCACUAUGGCACACAUUAUUCAACUGCAAGUUUUGCACUCACAUGGCUGUUAAGAAUUGAGCCCUUUACAACACUUUUCCUGAAUUUGCAAGGUGGGAAGUUUGAUCAUGCAGAUAGAACAUUUUCAUCUAUUUCCAGAGCAUGGCACAAUAGUCAGCGUGACACUUCUGAUAUCAAGGAAUUGAUUCCUGAAUUCUAUUACCUCCCAGAGAUAUUUGUCAACAGCAACAAUUACAAUCUAGGGGUGAUGGAUGAUGGAACGGUUGUGUCUGAUGUUGAGCUUCCACCAUGGGCCAAAAGCCCAGAAGAAUUUGUUCGCAUAAACAGACUGGCAUUAGAAAGUGAGUUUGUCUCCUGCCAGCUUCACCAAUGGAUUGAUCUGAUUUUUGGCUACAAACAGCAAGGGCCAGAGGCUGUUAGAUCCCUGAAUGUUUUCUACUACCUGACUUAUGAAGGAGCUGUAAAUUUAAGUUCAAUAACAGAUCCUGUAUUAAGAGAGGCGGUCGAGGCUCAAAUACGAAGUUUUGGACAGACUCCUUCCCAACUGCUCAUAGAACCACAUCCUCCCAGAAGUUCGGCGAUGCAGGUGAGCCCGUUGAUGUUCACAGACCAAGCUCAACAGGAUGUUAUAAUGGUUCUCAAGUUCCCGUCCAACUCCCCUGUCACUCAUGUAGCUGCCAAUACCCAGCCUGGUCUGGCCACUCCUGCUGUGAUCACAGUUACUGCAAAUAGGUUGUUUGCUGUAAACAAGUGGCAUAAUCUUCCAGCUCAUCAAGGUGCUGUACAAGACCAGCCCUACCAGCUGCCAGUGGAAAUCGAUCCUCUCAUAGCCAGCAAUACAGGCAUGCACAGAAGGCAAAUCACAGACCUUUUAGACCAAAGCAUUCAGGUGCAUUCCCAGUGUUUCGUCAUCACCUCUGACAAUCGUUACAUCUUGGUCUGUGGCUUCUGGGACAAGAGCUUCCGAGUUUAUUCUACUGAUUCAGGUAAACUGAUGCAAGUAGUAUUUGGACACUGGGAUGUUGUAACCUGCCUUGCUCGCUCUGAAUCGUAUAUUGGAGGAAAUUGUUACAUUCUCUCAGGAUCGCGUGAUGCAACCUUGCUGCUCUGGUAUUGGAAUGGCAAAACCAACAUCAUCGGUGACAAUCCGAGUGGUGAUUUUGCAACUCCUCGAGCUAUUUUGACAGGACAUGACUAUGAAAUCACCUGUGCUACCGUUUGUGCUGAACUUGGCUUGGUAAUAAGUGGUUCAAAAGAAGGACCAUGUCUCAUACAUUCUAUGAAUGGAGAUCUGCUGAGGACAUUAGAAGGUCCUGAAAAUUGCCAGAGACCAAAACUUAUCCAGGCUUCAAGAGAAGGCCACUGUGUCAUAUAUUAUGAAAAUGGCCUCUUCUGUGUAUUCAGUGUGAACGGGAAGCUUCAAGCCACCAUGGAAACAGGGGACAACAUAAAGGCGAUCCAGCUGAGUCGAGACGGGCAGUACCUGCUGACAGGAGGGGACAACGGGGUCGUCAUGGUCUGGCAGCUGUGGGACCUCAAGCAGCUUUUUGCUUACCCAGGGUGCGACGCUGGCAUCCGAUCAAUGGCCCUGUCGUAUGACCAAAGGUGUAUAAUGACGGGCAUGGCAUCUGGGAGCAUAGUGGUUUUCUACAAUGAUUUCAAUCGCUGGCAUCAUGAAUAUCAAACCAGAUACUGAUCUUGAGACAGACCAAGAUCAGCACUGAUGUGGGCAGCUGCUGUCAGAGCGCAACUGAAGAUUGCAAGCCUCCCUUGGUGGCUUGCCCCAGAUUUAUUCCUUAUACAUAGCUGUAUUACAUCUGAAUGUAACUUAAAUUUGCUGGGAGAAGCAACCUAUUUUUAAAGUUAAUUGCUAUUUUUGUAGACCUUGCUUGACUUUUUUUGGGGAAGGGCAAAGAAGCAGAAAAAUGGCUGCUGGGUUCUGUAGUUAAAAAAAUCUAUAUUUUUAGUCAUAAUGAGAAGUCUAUUUUGAUCCACAUAUGAAAAGAAACCUAAAAUAAUGAUGGUUAAAACUCGCAUUCUAGCUAUAUUAUGCAGAAACAGAUUUUCCAUCUGAAGCUUUAUGUAUAACCUUGAAUAAUAUAUGAUUUUAACAUAAUGGAAAUAAAUUAUGAUGUUUGGGGGUUUUAAUCUGUACUAUCUGCAUAACAUUUUGUCUCGUCCUUUUCCAAAUGAUUGUAUUACUUCAGUGCUGAAGUUUCUGGGAAUCAGUAGUUAUAUUUAAAUUAUGGUUAAUGUAAUUUUACACAUUACAAAGAGUUGUUUCCAUCCAUGUUACUAUUGAAGCAUGUUUCUCAACCUAGACAAUUAGUUCCUUUUUAGUUAAAUGUUUUGUGCAGUUGAGAGGGAGAAAUSAGCAACGGAGUUUGUGUUACACCCAGGGUGAAUCCCUCUAGCUUGUGCCGGGUGUCUCCUCCAAAGCACACCAAAAUGUGGAUUGUUCCUCCGACUCAGAAAGGCUCUUUAAAGAGCUUGAACUUCARUUAGCAGCCGUGACAGGCACGUAUUUUUCAUAGGUGCAGGUACCAAAGCACAUGGCUGGGAAGGCCUCCAGAGGUGGAGGGAGCCGCAGAAACACCAGGCCUGAGGCUGCUUUUCCAUUUCCCCCCCAGACUCACCCCACCAGACCAUGUCACACAUACACAUUUCUUUUCUGUGUGUGGCAACAAAAUCUUUUGUAUUUUGCUAUCACCAAAUCCCGUCCAAUCAUGUUAAAUGAUUUUUCUCUUAGGAAUUGAAAACUAAUUUUACUAAGGAACAAUAAGUUAUUUUGGUGUUGCACAAAUCUACUUUUCUAUGAGAUUGCUGUGCAGGAUUCUGUGAAAAUAUUUGUGAAAAGAACUGUUAUUGUUUUGUAAGUCUGUAUUGCCUAAAAACCUUCUUUGUAUGUCGUGAUCUCUCCGAGUUGAACUUUACAUUCCAUAUCUGUACCGAUACCUACGUUUCCGGAGCUGCCUUCUGGA
Molecule: messenger RNA, 9856 nt
Organism: Nothoprocta perdicaria
Lineage: Eukaryota; Metazoa; Chordata; Aves; Tinamiformes; Tinamidae
Gene: LRBA
Product: LPS responsive beige-like anchor protein
Exons: 56
Coding region: 1-8571 (2856 amino acids)
Biological process (GO): intracellular protein localization
Cellular component (GO): cytosol; membrane
Molecular function (GO): protein kinase binding
Source: RefSeq, a predicted model, not a curated record